AUGCGUCUGGAUGUUGGAAUUCUUAUCCUUACCUCCAUUGUCCUACCCUUUGUGAACUGUGACGAUUUCUCCCCCACUUACCUGUCGUAUGGUUCACGCGAACGUCUUAUCCUCACGGGCCUCGGUCCCAGUGUCGUGUGUUUGCGAGGACCACCUUGGUUCGAGUGGGUUUUCAGCGCCUUCCAGCGUCACACCAUCAAAGUAGAUGCCACUUCACCGGAAGUCUAUCCGUUUUACGCCUUUACUGCUAUAAACGAAUUGGACCUCCGAUCCCGUUCUCCUUGGCUCCAUGAUUUUCCUUCUCCCUCUCUUUUGUCGUCCUUCUUCUCAUUCUCUCCCGCCCCCAGUCCCGGUUACUUUGAGCUUCGUGAAGAUGCCUCUAUUGAACUUUUCGGUUUCGACUCACACUGUGUUGCAUUUAUUUCUCAACCUGGAAAAACGUAUUACGGCCGCCAAAUUGGUAUUGAUGUUGAAUUUGAGGCGCGUACUGAUUGGUUCCGAAUCUCUCGACUUCUUUGCGGCUUUGCUCUCUACUUCAUUGCACCCGUUCUCUCCAGCAAUCUGGCCUUUUAUUAUUUCACCGGCAUGAGCUUAUCAGUCAUCGGAAGUGUUCUGAUUAUCCUCCUCGUUGCCAUGCGACUGCUUCCGAAACGCGCGACCCUCCUGUUUCAGGGUGCCUUGCUCAUUGGCGGAGGAGCGUUCAGCUUUUUCUUCAUCUACUUAGACUAUCUUCGCUCACUCCUGUGGGGCUUUGUAUUGAACAACGUCGGCUGGGUACUCUGUUAUGUCCUGGGAACGGCUUUGAUCUCUUGUGCCAUACUCUACUGGUUUGGUCUACCAGAACAACUUAUCCGGAACUUUCCACGAACCCGAACCCUCCUCCAAGUGCUUAUUCGCACCGCUGCUGUUCUCCUCAUAGCCUCUGCACCUCAUCUGCCCUCACAGUUGCCGAUACUUACAGAUAUUAUCCAUCUAACAGCACAAUAUGCUAAGGUGUGGUUCAACAUUAAUCCUUCUUUGCUGUUAGCAGUGUCACCACUGGUGAUGCGUGCUGUGUUUGCUGGUGCAGCUCUGGCUAUGGUCUCCUAUACCUCUACUACGCAUCCGAAAGGCAAAAGAAGGAGACCACCACGGGAUCCUUCAUGGGAAAACUGCCAAUUUUUGCCCGCCCCAUGCGCAUCCUCAUCGCCUUAUAAUAAGCAAAGUAGGAAACCUGUGUGGCAUCCACCGGGAAGCGGCUUUCAUGGCACCCCCUCGACAUCCAACUACGGGGGUUAUGUCUAUCUUGCGGAGGAGGAUGAUGAAUAUGCAACUGGAUACACGGAGGCCUACUGGGAUGGUAACGGGUAUGUGUUUUCACCCGUCCCCCGUGUAGGGUCAAAUAGGUCGACAUCAAGACGAUGGCAGACGGCUUCGUCAAGAUCACCGAAAAGCAGGAGUAAAGUUGGCUGGGUAGUGAUGCAGGACGCUGUUUUAACUGAUGAUGAGGAAGAUGGUUGA
Echinococcus granulosus is the source of this 1500-nucleotide messenger RNA. Its product is annotated as Transmembrane protein 194A. NCBI's taxonomy places the organism in Eukaryota, Metazoa, Platyhelminthes, Cestoda, Cyclophyllidea, Taeniidae. The transcript is spliced from 2 exons. The coding region runs from base 1 to 1500 and encodes 499 amino acids. The record is from RefSeq and is a predicted model, not a curated record.